This is a messenger RNA of Penicillium atrosanguineum, 540 nucleotides long. Its product is annotated as ADP-ribosylglycohydrolase family protein. The coding region runs from base 1 to 540 and encodes 179 amino acids. The transcript has 2 exons. NCBI's taxonomy places the organism in Eukaryota, Fungi, Ascomycota, Eurotiomycetes, Eurotiales, Aspergillaceae. The record is from RefSeq and is a predicted model, not a curated record.
AUGAGGAUUGCGCCUAUCGGGGCUCGGCUUUGGAGGGAUCCUGCCGUCGCCGUCGAUGCAGCAAGAGACAACAGCCGGACAACUCACCCAGCCAGUGCUUGUAUCGAGGCCUGUCAAGCUUUUACGGAGAUGAUCUGUGUUUUGAUGAGUGGGCAAAAUAAGGCGAGCGCGCUGCAGAAGCUUGUGGCAUUCCAAUUUACACAUCCCGCGCUCAAGGAGAAAUUCACUCGCUCAAGGGCUUUGAAUUUGAGGAACAAAGACAACUCCAAGAUCGUUAGCAGUGGUUGGGUGGUGCAUACCCUUGAAGCUGCUCUGUGGGGGUUCUUCGCAUAUGACACCUGGGAAGAAGGGGCUCUCGCCGUAGUGAAUCUGGGAGAGGACUCUGAUACGGUUGGGGCAGUGUACGGUGCUUUGGCUGGUGUUUACUACGGCUACGAGGCCAUUCCGGAGCGGUGGGUCUCUCGGAUGCAGAAUGCAGAGCCCAUUAAGGACAUUGCGACGAAUUUUGCUACUGUGGUCUCUCAAGCAAGCGAGAAGUGA